Messenger RNA from Puntigrus tetrazona (Sumatra barb), 2452 nucleotides. It is a transcript of the gene sp100.4, whose product is annotated as SP110 nuclear antigen, tandem duplicate 4. Gene Ontology annotation, biological process: regulation of transcription by RNA polymerase II. Gene Ontology annotation, molecular function: protein binding; DNA binding; DNA-binding transcription factor activity, RNA polymerase II-specific. Gene Ontology annotation, cellular component: nucleus. The transcript is spliced from 13 exons. The coding region runs from base 205 to 1524 and encodes 439 amino acids. The record is from RefSeq and is a predicted model, not a curated record. Lineage: Eukaryota; Metazoa; Chordata; Actinopteri; Cypriniformes; Cyprinidae.
GCCAAAAUAAUGAUAUGCUUUUGUGUGGAUGUUUUCUGAGGUUAUAGUUUCUUCAGUGGACCGGGUGGCUGCUUUCAGUUUCGAUAGCGCGUUAGAGUGGGACGUACACUUCCUGCUGUUCAAAUAAUGCGAAAGAUACCACAGUCUCCUUCGUGAAAUGACGCUUUUAAAACAUCCAAGAAUCAGACUGACUGAAAUGAAGCGAUGAAACACAGCAGGAUGAAGAAACGAAGCUGUAAGAAGAGAAAGCAGACGGGGUCUUCCUCCCACUCUAAACAUAAGAAGAGGAAACGAGUCGAGAGACAAAACUGCCCUAAAACACUGCCAGCACAAAACAACACUCUGAACAAAAACCAGCUUCCCGUUACGUGUGGCUAUAAAGAAGGUGUCCUGUAUUUGAAGAAGUUUUAUAAUAAGCAGAAGUGCAUCUUCAGUGAGGAACAGUGGUUCAAGCCCACUGAGUUUGAGAGGUUUGGUAUGAAGGAGAAGAACAAAAAGUGGAGGACCAGCAUCCUUUGCAGUGGGAUUCCACUCCAGAGACUCAUAGAGGAUGGAUUUCUUUCAGCUACAACCUUUAAAAAAAGCAGAGUUCAGGAUGCAAAGAAAAAUAGAAGUCAAGUGGGUUUGAAAAAACAGGAAUCACAUGAAAGGAUUGAAAACAAUCAAGACGACGAUGACAAUAAUGAUGAUGAUGAUGAUGAUGAUGAUGAUGAUGAUGAUGAAGCUACUGACAUGGGCGUCUUUGAAGGUCCAGUCCUACCUGUUACCUGUGGUUCUGAUUCUGGCAUUCUACACAAGUAUCGAUUUUCCACAGGGCGCUGUGGGAGAUGCAUAAGAACAGAGAACUUCUGGCUGACGCCUGAGGAUUUCAUCAAAUUGGGCAAACCAGAGGGAACAUGGAAGAAAGACAUCGUGUCCCACGGAGUGCCUCUUGGGAAGCUUAUAACGAAGAGAGCUUUGGAGCCACAUGCAGUUAACUGUGAUUGUGAGAUCUGCCAAGAACCGGAUCAGAACCUACUGAAUGAUGACGUGUGUUUCGAGUGUAAUUCUGAGGGAGAUCUUGUGUGUUGUGACGAGUGUCCGCGAGCUUUUCAUUCGCUCUGUCACAUACCGGCUGUACAUGGAGACUCAUCCGGAAGCCAAUGGAGCUGCACAUUUUGCGUGAUGAAGACUGCGAAAAGAUCUGCUCAGAGGACCCAACAGGAUGUUUUGAGCAGUCCAGUCUCUCAGUACACACUGCACUGCCAGUAUCUGCUGCUACACCUGCUACCUCUUGGUGUGCAUGCGUGUGACGUCUACACUGCUGGUGCCCAGGGUCCGGGAGACAGUGAGAACAUCUGUGGUCCCAUGAUGCUGGGCAGAGUGAAGCUGAACCUGGAGAACAACGACUAUCAAACAGUGCAAGAGUUUAUCAAAGCUAUUGAAUACGUGUUCCACCACUGCACCGCCAACAGGGAUAAUGACUUCAGUAGGAUGACAUCUAGGCUUAAGGAACUGUUUGAAAGCGUCUUUGAGCCCUUGUGAUAUCACGCUCUAAAAAGCAGUCCUUUGUAUAAAUACAGUACGACAAAUAUUUAUAGAGCAUCACAAAGGCUUUCAGUUGUAAACAAUUACUUGCAGUGCAUUCAACUCACCGCCUUUUGAAAAAAAAAGUUUAAUUCCAAGUAUAUGAUGUACAUGAUGGGUCCAAAACCGAUAUGUUUUUCGUUGUUGCUGCUGUUGUUUGUGUCUUGCAUUGAAUGUGGUGAGGUGGGGAAUAUUUAUUAGUAUUCUUCUCAUUAAGGUAAAUAAAACAGCAAUGGUUAUCUCAUAAAACAGAAAAAGAGAAUGUCUGUUAGUGUGUGUGUGUGUUUCGGCUUUUUAAAUAUGCCAAAAGUAUUACUUAUGUUUUUAUAAUCGCCUCUCAUUUGAUGCUGUCAAAAAAUAUGGCACUUCCCUGACUAGGUUUUUCUGUGUCAGAAGUGUGUAGGACGGAGAUACCAACCAGUAGAUACCAUUUCUAUUCAAGUAAUACAGACGUUUCUUUUAAAAAUUUGUUUUGCAAUUUAUUUCUAAUGCCAGUGGCAGGAAAUGCGCGCCUUAAUGACUGUGUCAUUUUUUUUUCUGUGAAACAAAGGUUAAAUAUGUCCGGAAUACCUAUAAUGAAGAAAAAUUAAUUUCUGUUCCUCUGUAAGGUAGUGAUUUUCUAUUAGUUUGCCUAGCGGUCAAAAUGAGAUAUCACCAGGGGUCCUGGAAGAAAAAGUCAUAUGUACCUUAAAUAUACAGGAUGGGGAUUCACAAGAAACCAUAUAGUGAGGUGUUUUCAAGUUGCUUUCCUUUUGUGGAAGAGUACAGCUGUUAUCGGUUUGUAACCUUGGGUGAGACUAAGAUGAAAAAAAGUGGAGGACCAUGCAGCAAACUGUGUAUUUCUGUAUGGCUGUCUGACCUUCUUUGCGACGAAUAAAAUCUUUAA